Messenger RNA from Stylonychia lemnae, 1173 nucleotides. The record is from the annotation of a GenBank genome assembly. Lineage: Eukaryota; Ciliophora; Spirotrichea; Sporadotrichida; Oxytrichidae.
AUGAAUAUAGAUCUUAAAGUUGAAGCACCUGUUUUGGACAGAAAUAAUGUGAGACUCUUGUCUUAUAACCUAUUCCUUAGAGGUUUAGUAAAGAAUGUUAGGGAUGAUUGGAAGGAUGAACGCCUCAGAGCCUAUGUUUAGAUGGUUGAUGAUUUUGAUAUAAUCUGCAACUAAGAGGUUUUUGAUUUCUUUAAUAGAAGCAGGAAGGAGCAACUUAUUACUCACUGCUUAAAAGCAGGGUUUUUAUACUAUGCUUGCUCUCCAUCUGCUCCAUUAUUUUCUGAAUACUGUGUUAGUGGAGGGCUAAUAACAUUCAGCCGAUUUCCUAUUGUAGAAAGCGAUUUUAAGAGUUACAGAUAUGGUGUGCUCUCAGAUUAGAUUUCUUAUAAGGGGGUAUUGUAUUGCAAAAUAGAUGUAUAAGGAGCAAAGCUUCAUGUGUUUUAGACUCACACUUAAGCAAGUUACUUUGGGACUAGUGUGGAAGAUUUUAAAAUUACAUUUGAAUGUCGACUAGAGUAGUUAAGGAUGAUAAGAAGAUAUAUAGAGGAAAAAACCAAAAAUGCUCAUCCUCAUGAUCUUAUUAUUUUAUGUGGAGAUAUCAAUGUAAAUGGGAGUAAGACAAACAGAAAAGGUUAAUCUUACAGAGAACUUGUAAAAGAAAAAGUAAAUUUUUAUUUUUAUUUUUUAUUAUACCUUUAGCCUGAAUUCAAAUCAGCUUUAGAUGAGUAUGACAGAGAAUAUCAGUUGUUGAUUGAGAUCUUGAGUAACAAUUAGUAAGACUAGCUCACUGAUGUUAUGAGAGUUUCAAAUGAUGGGCACUCACCUGUGACCUUUGGAGAUAGUUAUUUAGAUGCUGAUGGCAAAGAGUAGCCAGUUGAUAGAGAACUUGUAAAGCACGAAGAUUAUUGCACACAUUAGUCUCUAGACUAUAUUUUUGAAAUUAAGAGAGCUUUUAAUGUAGAACUAGAGAAAAACUUAAUCGAAAGUGGACUUAGUAGUGCUGAAACAGUUGAGUAGAAAUAAAGCUAAGAAAAGGUUGGUAAAAAUGAAUAGAAAAGACUUUCUAUUGAUAUAAAGCAAUCAAGAGUAGAUAAAUUUAUGUUUGAUACUCAUUUUGCUGUUAAGCAAUGCAGUGAUCAUUAUGGAGUAUCUACCGUGCUACAGCUAGUUUGA